AUGUCUCAAUUAUCCAAUACAAGUUUUCCAGAGGAUACAGUUCCUCAAGCUCCCGAAGAUCCCCUCUUUGGAUUAAUGGCUGCUUAUCGUGCUGAUACUUUUGAUAAAAAGGUUGAUUUGGGUAUUGGAGCUUAUAGAGAUAAUAAUGCUAAACCUUGGGUUUUACCUGUUGUCAAGAAGGCUGAUGAAAUCCUUCGUAAUGACCCCGCUCUAAAUCACGAAUACCUUCCUAUCGCUGGUCUCAACACUUUUACAUCCGCAGCCGCGAAACUUAUGCUUGGUGCAGAUUCACCAGCUUUGGCAGAGAAACGUUCUUGUUCAGUUCAAACUAUAUCAGGAACAGGUGCUGUUCAUCUCGGGGCACUUUUCAUCAAGAAAUUUUACCCAGGUUCUCCUACGGUUUAUUUCAGUAAUCCAACAUGGGCAAAUCAUAAUCAAAUCUUCUCCAAUGUUCAUCUGCCAGUCGCUACAUAUCCAUACUUUUCAAAAUCUACAAAAGGUCUCGAUUUCGAUGGAAUGAAGAAUACCAUUCAAAAUGCUCCGGAUAAGAGUAUUAUUCUCUUACACGCUUGUGCACAUAAUCCUACUGGUGUGGAUCCAACUCAAGAUCAAUGGAAAGAACUUGCCGCUCUUUUGAAACAAAAACAACAUUUCCCUUUCUUCGAUUGUGCAUACCAAGGUUUUGCUUCAGGAGACUUGGCAAAAGAUGCUUGGGCCGUUCGUUAUUUUAUUGAACAAGGUUUUGAACUUUGUAUCGCUCAAUCUUUUGCCAAAAAUCUUGGUUUAUACAGUGAACGUACUGGAUGUUUUCAUUUCGUUACUGGAGGAGGAAAAGAUGCCGAGAAAAAUAUUGCUAGAAUCUCGAGUCAAUUGGCUAUUUUACAAAGAUCCGAAAUUUCAAACCCUCCAGCAUAUGGUGCUAGAAUUGCCAGUACUAUUUUGAAUGAUGAAUCAUUAUUCAAAGAAUGGGAAGCAAAUUUGAGAGAAAUGUCUGGAAGAAUUAUUACCAUGCGUAAAGAACUUCGAUCCAAACUUGAGGAAAUGGGUACACCAGGAAAAUGGAAUCAUAUCACGGAACAAAUUGGCAUGUUUUCAUUUACAGGAUUAUCUGAGAAACAAGUCAUGGAAUUGAGAAGUGAAGCUCAUGUUUAUAUGACAAAGAAUGGUAGAAUUAGUAUGGCUGGUUUGAAUACUAAUAAUAUUGAUUAUUUUGCAAAGGCAGUUGAUAAGGUUGUUAGGAAGACACAACAAGAGAGUGCUCAUCUUUAGGUAAUGGGUGUGAGGGUGUGAGGGUGUGGGUGAGAUUGAGAAAUUGUGAGAGGAAUUUUGAGGAAUUGCUAGGCGCUGUGAGUGGGAAUGACAAAUGGAAGAUACAAUCGGUGGUGGUUGUGAAACGAGGAAAUGAAUUACUGGAUUGAUUAGAUGGUGUACUGGGAUGGAAGGAAAGAAUGAUGAAUGGGCUAAAGAAAAUGGGUUUGUCGAACAAGGCAUUUCAUUUAGUAGCAAUGGAUUGAUUGGGGUUGGGAUAAGGGUAGGGAAGAUACGAUUCAUUAUAUUUUCAAAUGAUUCACAUGAGGUUAAAAGCGCAAGCCAUUUGAUCUGGAGGAUUAUCAUAGGUAGAGGGUUAUUUAUAUAUGAUGGAAUGAAAGGAAGAAUAGAUCUCGACUCGAUUUCUGGUAUUGAAUUAUUGUGUGGUCUUUUCUUUGUUUCGUGUGCUGUAAUAUAUCUUUCAUUCAUUUUAUUAAAUGUAUCCAGUUUCGGUAGUUCUUGAAUUCUGGUAGUUCAUUGGAUUCAUUCUCUUUUAGUUAUUAGGAUGAGAAAAUAUCGGGUAGGUAGGUAAGUGGGUGUGUGGGUGGGUAAGCAGGAGAUUUAUAAGUAUAUUUCUUGGUGAAUUGGGGAUGGAGAGAUAAGGCGAUACUUUGGUUGUUUAUUAUGAAGAGUGUGGAUGUGAGUUCGGUGUGGGUUUAGGUGUGGGUUUGGAAAUUGGUGGGAUGGGAUGGGAUGAGGGGAGAUGAUAGGAGAUGAGAGGAGAGGAGAGGAUAGGAGAGGAGAGGAGAGGAGAUAGGAUGAGAGGAGAUGAUAGGAGAGGAGAAUUCCGAAAGGUGUGAAAAAGGAAAGAGG
Messenger RNA from Botrytis byssoidea, 2121 nucleotides. RefSeq lists its product as uncharacterized. Lineage: Eukaryota; Fungi; Ascomycota; Leotiomycetes; Helotiales; Sclerotiniaceae. The record is from RefSeq and is a predicted model, not a curated record. The transcript has 2 exons. Gene Ontology annotation, biological process: L-aspartate biosynthetic process. Gene Ontology annotation, cellular component: cytosol. Gene Ontology annotation, molecular function: L-aspartate:2-oxoglutarate transaminase activity; pyridoxal phosphate binding. Bases 1 to 1269 code for a protein of 422 amino acids.